Messenger RNA from Rhagoletis zephyria (snowberry fruit fly), 1056 nucleotides. Its product is annotated as neprilysin-2-like. The record is from RefSeq and is a predicted model, not a curated record. Gene Ontology annotation, cellular component: plasma membrane. Gene Ontology annotation, biological process: protein processing. Gene Ontology annotation, molecular function: metalloendopeptidase activity. NCBI's taxonomy places the organism in Eukaryota, Metazoa, Arthropoda, Insecta, Diptera, Tephritidae.
CGGUGGCUAGGGAGAAGGCGAACGCAAUGAAUGAACGGAUCGGUUAUCCGGAAAUACUCAACAACGCAACAGAGCUGGAGAAGGAAUACGAAAAUCUCACAAUAAUUCCCGAUAAUUUCAUGGAGAAUGUGCUUAAUAUACUGAAAUGGGACUCGGAUAAGAAUUUACAACUGCUACAUCAGCCUGUUGACAAGGAGAAAUGGACGACGGAGCCGGCAGUGGUGAAUGCAUUCUACAAUCCAAACAAGAAUGAUAUAGUCUUUCCUGCGGGAAUAUUCCAGCCGUUAUUUUAUAGCAACAAUUAUCCGAAAUCUGUAAACUACGGAGGAAUCGGUGUCGUAAUUGGACAUGAAAUUACUCAUGGCUUCGAUGAUAAAGGACGCCAAUUUGACAAGGAUGGCAAUAUGAUGCAAUGGUGGAACAAUGCCACGAUCGAAGCUUUCCGUGAACGCACACAAUGCAUAAUCGAUCAGUAUUCCAAAUAUAAGAUCGAAGAGGUGGAUAUGUAUGUAAAUGGGCGCAUGACGCAAGGCGAAAACAUAGCGGACAAUGGUGGACUGAAGCAGGCUUUCCGGGCCUACAGGAAAUGGGUAAAGCGGCAUGGACCUGAACCGGUCUUACCCGGUCUCAAUCUAACACACGAUCAACUAUUCUUCUUAAAUUACGCACAAAUUUGGUGCGGUUCAAUGCGGCCCGAGGAUGCGGUCACCAAAAUACGCUCUUCGGUGCACUCACCCGGUUUCAUACGUGUACUCGCGCCACUUUCCAACUCAAAAGACUUUGCCGAGGCAUACAAAUGCAAACUCGGCGCGCCGAUGAAUCCUGUGGAAAAGUGUAGUGUGUGGUAAAACCAUAAAACAAAAAACAAAAAACAAGUUCGCUAUAUACAUACAUACACAUAAAUACAAUGUAUAUGUAUGCAUAUGUAUAGAAAAUUAACUAAAUAAAUACCUUUAUAAUUUAUAUAGUAGUACACAAAGAUUGUAUAAGAUUAAAAGAAAGGAUAUACAAAAAAAUGUAUUGGGUAGCACAGUGUAAUUUAGAGGCAUAAAUAAU